This is a messenger RNA of Eucalyptus grandis, 675 nucleotides long. RefSeq names its product cytochrome P450 CYP749A22-like. The record is from RefSeq and is a predicted model, not a curated record. Gene Ontology annotation, molecular function: monooxygenase activity; heme binding; iron ion binding. NCBI's taxonomy places the organism in Eukaryota, Viridiplantae, Streptophyta, Magnoliopsida, Myrtales, Myrtaceae. The coding region runs from base 1 to 675 and encodes 224 amino acids. The transcript has 3 exons.
AUGAUCGUGCUCUGGACCUCUCUGUUUCUACUUCUCUUCUCAGCUCUCGCCAUCGCUCUCCACAAGCUAUGGUGGACCCCGUGUCGCAUCCAGAGGACGAUGGCCUCACAAGGAAUCAGAGGCCCUCCUUACAAGCUCUUCUAUGGAAACACCCGGGAGAUCUUCCAGUUCAAGAAUGAAGCUUCGAGGGCAAAUUAUCUGAGCUGGUAUGGUCUUCUGCCUCGGCUGAUUGUGACAGAGCCUGAGCUGAUCAAAGAGGUGUUGAACAAUAAAGACAAGGCCUUUCCGAAACCUGAAACUGAAGGGUUUGUCAAGAAGCUUUUGGGAGAUGGGCUCGGGACGACGGAAGGCGAGAAAUGGGCGAAGCAGCGUAAGUUGGCGAAUUAUGCUUUCCAUGGGGAUAGCUUGAAAGGUAUGCUUCCAGCAAUGGUAGAUAGCGUCCACAUGAUGCUGGACAGAUGGAAAAAUCUACACGGCGAUGAGAUCGAGGUGUACCAAGAAUUUACAGUAUUGACUUCAGAAAUAAUUUCCAGAACUGCAUUCGGGAGCAGCUAUGUGGAAGGAAGAAAUAUCUUCGAGAUGUUAAGGAAGUUGACCUCGAUUGCGUCCAGAAUGCUUUCAAAAUACGAUUUCCAGGAAUCAGGUACUCUCUCUUCUUUCUAUUUUUCAGUUUAA